GAGCCGCGGGAGUAUCAAGAUGCGUAUACAGUUAGACGGGCAGUUAGCCAGCUGCCUGAAGCAAGAAUUAGCUAUGGAUCGAGUUGUUUACAAAAUGAUUCGAAGCGACACGUGUUUUAUACAGAAUUGUUCUUAAAAUAAAGACGUAAAUAUGUGCCCUUGUCGUCGUAUUAUCUAAAAAAAAUUGUCAGAAAAGUUUGAUGGGGAGUUUUACACUUUAGCUACUUGGCUACCUAACUAGCUACUGUGUCUAAGUAGCAAGCCUGCUAACAACUGCUCAAGCGGCGGCUGAUCACUGCAUGACUCAUGACCAUGUCCUCGAAAGUUUGGCAGCAUCCUUAUGUUGAUAUAUUCAAGCACGUAAAGGUUGAAGAAUGGAGAAAGUCAUCCAAAGAGGGAGAUGUCACCACCUAUAUGGACAAAACAUUGAAAGCAUCAGUUUAUCGAAUACGAGGAUCAAUUCCAGCAAGCAACUACAUCCUUUUGCCCAAAACCAUCAGCCAGUCACUUGGACUGACUGGACACUAUUUCUAUCUGCUCUUCAGACCCAGCCCUACAAAACACUUUGUUGUUCAUUUAGAUGUUGCCUCUGAGGAGGGCCAAGCGAUCCGCAUCUCCUUCUCCAACCUGUUCAAGGAGUUUAAGUCUACAGCAACCUGGCUGCAGUUCCCCUUCCUGUGCGGAGCAUCCAAAGGCUCUGUGUACGAGGCCACAGCCAAGACAGCAAGACCUGACCUGGGGAGUCCUGCUCCAGCCCGUGUGCGCUGGACCUGUCUGGUGCUGGACCUGCGGUACAUCCUAUCUGUCUACCUGAACCGGCGCCACAGCCACCUGAAGAGCGUCAGGCUGUGUGCCAGCAUGUCCGUGAAGAACCUCUUCACCAGUGACAUCUUGUUUGAUCCUGGGAUGUCGUUCGCCGAGGCCAGACAGGUGGGAAUGCUGUCCUUGUCUGGCACUGGACCGAUGCCACGGGUGAUGUGCUUCCCUGUGCCCAAGGGAGAGAACUGGCACAAUUUGUAUGACUAUAUCAGGUUUCCUUCUAGUGGAGCCAAGAUGCCCCAUGAUUCCUUUAAGAAAGCGGAAAGCAGUCCUGCCACCAGUAUCACUACAUGCGACAGCUCACCGCGAGAGCUGUCACACAGUACGAGCAUCAGCAAGCCUGUGCAGGACAGGAUCUCACUCAUCCAUCAGAUCACCACCCCAAAACCAAAACCGAGCCAGCGCACUCCUCUGGUCUCCGGCAGCGUGCCUGAGCUCGGUACAUUGCCUGCUCAGUCCCUCACCCACAACCGGCCAAAGAACUGGAGGCCCCAGGAGAAGGAGGAGCCCCGGCAGGAGUUCGCUGCCUCUGAGGAGGGCGACAGGGGUGUGCAUGUUUUUGUACAUCAAGACGACGACGUCGUGACUUCAGGAGCAGACAGUGAUGAGGAAGAGAUGCUGUGUGCCAGAGUCUCACGUCCAAUUCAGCUGCCUUCAAAGAAGGAUACUAACCAGCAGAAGCUGCAGCCUGACCCCAUCCUGAGGCUGAACAGGAUCAUUGGUUUUGGGGGCUGCACCACCAAAUUCGCUCUGUGGACCAGAUCGGGAGAUUCGGUGGUGUACCCCUGUCACGCCAUGAUCGUCUCCUUGGAGAUCGCCACAGGGGAGCAGAGGUUUUUCAUUGGCCAUACAGAUAAGGUGUCUGCGCUGGCAUUCAGCGGCAGCGGGACCAUGCUGGCAUCUGCGCAGACGGGCAGCCUGGGUGUGGUGCGCGUGUGGGACUACCAGCGGGGCAGCUGCGUGGCCAUGUUCAAGAGCCUCGCGCGCUCACUGUCCUCGCUCAGUUUCUCAUAUAACGGGGGGGUGCUAUGUGGUGUAGGCAGGGACAACCAUGGCAAAACUAUGGUGGUCAUGUGGGACACGCAGCGGGCGGCCAGCGGGGGCGAGGUGCUGCUCCUGGCCAAGGCGCACACAGACGUGGACGUGCAGGCCAUGAAGAUCUCCGCCUUCGACGACACCAGGAUGGUGUCCUGCGGCAGGGACAACAUCCGGCUGUGGCGGCUGCGGGGCGGCUCUCUGCGCUCCUGCCCCGUCAACCUGGGCGAGUACCACAGCUUGGACUUCACAGACGUGGCCUUUGGGGAGGGACCCUUUGCAGACAGGGAGCCUGAGGCCCGAUCUCUGUUCGCCAGCAGCAGGAGCGGGCAUGUCCUGGAGGUCGACUGCCAGACUGUGACGAUCUGCAGCGUGAGGCGGCUCCUGCCCGUUCAGCGGGCACACAGCCAGCGCAGGGAGAAGCAGACCUUCAGCUCCGACCCGGGCAUCGCGGUGAACAGCAUCAGCGUUUCCUCGGCCCUGUGUGCCACGGGCUCGGAGGACGGCUACCUGCGCGUGUGGCCCCGGGACUUCUCCGCGGUGCUCCUGGAGGCGGAGCACGAUGGGCCGGUGAGCUUGGUGUCCGUCAGCGCCGACGGUCUCCGGGUCCUGGCGGCCACCAGCACAGGGAGCCUGGGCUUCCUGGACGUGAGCAGCCGCUCGUACCGCACCUUGAUGAGGUCGCACACCGACGCCGUGCUGGCCUUCAGCGUGGAUGGCGUGCGGCGGCAUGUCGUCACCGCCUCCUGCGACUCCACCGUCCGUGUCUGGGACCUGGCCUCCCUGCAGCAGCUGUAUGACUUCGCCUGCGAGGACACGCCCCGCUCGGUGGCCUUCCACCCUUCUCAGCAGGUGUUCUCUUGUGGCUUCGGCUCCGGCACCGUGCGCGUGUUCCAUAUCGCCACCUCCAGGCUGCUGGCGGAGCACAAGCAGCACCGAGGGGAGGUGACAGGCCUGAUCUUCUCCCCUGACGGCCAGCACAUGUACAGCUCAGGCUCCCUGGGCACCCUGGCCCUCUACGACUCUUCCCAGGACGACCACCACGUCCUGCGGGUCCUCGGUAAGGUGGUGGCACGGGGCAGCGAGCGUGGCCCGGAUGCCCUGGCCCUCAGCACAGACAGCCGCAGCCUGGCAUUUGUGGGGCCAUCGGAGUAUACUGUCACUAUCAUGAACGCCCGCUCCCUUGACGAGUGUGACGUUCUUCCCUCUCAGCUGCUGCGGGUGGAUGUCAGUAUCCUAGAUGUGGACAGCACCUCCCUGGAUUCGGCUGUGAAGGUGUGUUUUGCCCCAGCCUCCACAGGGCACCUGCUCGUCAGCACUUCCGCUAACAAGAUCCUCUGGCUGAACGCCGGGACGGGCCGGCUGCUCAGGCAGGUGUCUGAUGUGCACAAGCAGCAGUGCUCCUCUCUGGCUGUCAGCGAGGACGGCCGCUUCCUGCUCACAGCCGGGCACAAGGCCGUCAAGGUGUGGGAUUACGCCAUGCGGCUUGACGUCAACUCGCAGGUGUUUAUUGGACAUUCCCAGCCCAUCCAGCAGGCUGCUUUCACCCCAGACCAGCUGGGUGUGCUCACCGUGGGUGACGGCAUCUACUACUGGGACUUCCUGGCCCAGCCCCGGGAGUCAGCGAAGGAGAAAAGCUCUCCUCGGAUAUCUGCCUUCGUCCAAUCAGGUCCUCAUGGUUCCCUGGGCGGCUCAGAUGCCAGCGUCAGCAGGACGGUUCUGUCCAAUGGGAUGCCCAGAGAGACGGCCCCCCUCCCCUCCUCCCCCCCACCCCGCCUGGACAUGACCUCUAUCAGCAAGACAGGUCAUGAAGCUCUAGCCUUCCUGUCGCUGUGCGAGGAGAGUGAGGAGCAGCGGAAUUCCGAAGCCGCUCCUGCUCCGGGCUUGGGGUCCUUCCUCCGAGUCACAAACAUGGCGGGCGACGGAGAUGAGUAUGACACCGGAAGUAGCCAGUGGAGGGGCUCCGGUCUCCAAAAAGGGUUUGAUGGUGAAGAACAGAGGUCCCUUAUUCGUCCAGAUUGCUAUAAGCAUUUUACUCCACGCUUCAAAAUCUCUUGCCUGGAUCAGAGUGCCAUGCCGCCCUGCAACGGAAAUGAGGGCCUCGUGCUGAAGGCGGUGAUCGGAUACAACGGCAACGGGCGCGGAAACAUGAUCUGGAAGCCGGACACGGGCCUGUUUGCGUACACGUGCGGCUGCGUGGUCGUUGUGGAGGACCUGCACACCGGCACUCAGAGGCACUGGCUGGGCCACUCCGAGGAGGUCUCCUGCCUGGCCGUCACUAACGAUGCACAGACUGUGGCCUCGGCGUCAGGAGGAGCCGGUGGAUCCCGCAGUCUCAUUUGCAUCUGGAACGUUCGCGAUGAUGUCCGGAAAAAUACCCUAUCCUACCACAAGGGGGAGGUGCAGGGCAUCACGUUCUCCAGGGAUGACAUGUUCUUCCUCUCCAUUGGUGACUACAGGGAGCCCGGCCUGGCCCUCUGGAGCACCAGGACGUGCCAGCUGCUGACCGCCGUCGCUCUGCCUGAGCCUCUCCACGAUGCUGCCUUCAGCCCUGGCUCUGCCAGCCUUUUGGCGUGCGUGGGCAGCGCCAGCGCCCUCUUCUACCUCCUCGAGUGUCACGGCCAGGACGUUCAGCUGAAGGUGCAGAGGGCAGCCGUGCCAACGGAGCUGGGUGACACUGAGCUGACAGCGCUAUGCUACGGCGAUGCGCCCAUCCUGUACACGGGCACCAACGCCGGCCAUGUCUGUGCCUGGGACAGCGGCACCGCCCGCUGCUUCAUGACCUGGGAGGCCGAUGACGGAGAGAUCGGGGUUCUCUUGUGCCGAGGGAGCCGCCUGCUGACUGGCAGCAACACCUGGAGGGUGAGGCUCUGGGCAGUGGGGGCCAUCCAGCGGCUGAGGCCUGGAGCGAGUGACAGCAUGGACAGCAGCAUGUCAGUGCUGAUGGAGCAGGAAAUGACGCUGGACGGCACGGUGGUGAGCGCGGCUUUUGACGACGCCCUGGACAUGGGCAUCGUGGGCACCACUGCAGGCACGCUGUGGUACAUCAGCUGGGCUGAGAGCACCAGCAUCCGGCUCAUCAGCGGCCACAGGGACAGGGUGAACAGCGUGGUCUUCAGCCCAGAUGAGGGCCGCUUUGCCACAUGCGGGGAGGACGGCAGCCUGCGUGUGUGGGCCAUGCCCAGCAACGAGCUGCUCGUGCAGUUCCAGGUGCUCAACCAGGGCUGCUCGUGCGUCUGCUGGAGCCCCUUGCCAAGCGUGUCCCCGGGAGAGCAGCGUGUGGUGGCGGGGUACAGCGAUGGCACACUGCGUGUUUUCUGCCUGGGCACCUCAGAGAUGGAGCUGAAACUCCAGCCUCACUCCGUGUCCAUCACGGCCGUCCGGUACUCGGCAGAAGGUCAGGUUGUUCUGUCGGGGGGCAGCGACGGCCUGGUGGCUGUCAGUAGCCCCUUGACUGGCAUGACCAUCCACAUCAUAAGUGACCACAAGGGGGCUCCCAUCACCUCCAUCCAGUGUGUCAGAAAGAAGUAUGAAGAAUUUGGUCUCAAAGGUAAUGAGAUGUGGCUAGCAUCCAGCGCAGACAGGCGUGUCAGUAUCUGGGUGUCUGAUUGGAUGAAGGACAAAUGUGAGCUUCUGGAUUGGCUCACGUUCCCAGCCCCUUCCACUACUGAGGAGCUCGACAGCCCACCGCCCAGCCUGGGAGCUUUCUGCCCCCAGAAGUCGAGCAUCGUCCUUUACACCGGGUAUGGAGUGGAGAGGGAGCUGAUAUUCUACAGCUUAUCCAAGAAACAGAUUGUUAGAAAGAUUGCCCUGUCGCACUGGGCCUCAUGUCUGAGUCCCUCUCCCCAAGGCCAUCUUGUUGCGGUCGGCUGUAACGAACGACUGCUAAAAAUCAUCAGGGCCACCGACGGGAAGUUCCUUGAUUUCCCAAUGCACAGCGAUUCUCUACAGGUGUGCGGGUUCUCCCCUUCGGGAAAGUACCUCUUCACUUCUGCUUACAACGAGAUUUUUCUGUGGGAGGUGAAGGGGCUGUAGUUGUGAGAUUGAGCAGAUCCUCACAUUGUUGCCUUCGGUGCUGAGUAACACACCCCUAACUUCUAUCUGAGUAGCACGGUCCGAUUGCCAAAUACCAAGAUAAUCCCAUAAGACUCAUGGAAAUGCUUCUGUGCUUAUAGAAGACUUGUUUUUAUGCAAUUUAUAAAAAUGUUGUUCUUGUUUACUGCUUUGGGUAGUCAGUGUAGUAUUUUAUUUUGUGAUAUAUUUAUUUUUGUAUUUGUAUAAUGAAAACUUCCUUGACAUUGUUUCUUUAAUUGGCAUGAUGUUAUUGUUUACCUGCCUGUGAAUGCUGACAAAACCCACUGAUUGCUCAACAUGCACGUUUUCUUUCAUUUUAUAUGCCUCACAUUGAUUUUAAAUGAUGUUGUGACUUUCAGUUGUACUACCAGACUUUAAUUGAAAUUCAGUGCCUUUUUUUACAAUUUUAUGAAAAGGGUUGCUUGCUUCAUAAAAGUCUUUUUAAACUAAUUUUUAAUAAAUCUGAACAUUUUGAAUUGUU
This is a messenger RNA of Paramormyrops kingsleyae, 6409 nucleotides long. It is a transcript of the gene wdr90, whose product is annotated as WD repeat domain 90. Gene Ontology annotation, cellular component: centriole. Gene Ontology annotation, molecular function: protein binding. NCBI's taxonomy places the organism in Eukaryota, Metazoa, Chordata, Actinopteri, Osteoglossiformes, Mormyridae. The record is from RefSeq and is a predicted model, not a curated record.